AAACGCUUAGACACCAAAAACGAAAGUUCAAACAAAAAAAAAAUAGAAACCUCUUCUUCCUCCGCCCGCCGUGAACCACCGCCGGCGACAGUUAACCCGCCGGUGAGAUGAACAUUCCGGCGAACCUCUCUUCCCUGUCUAUCAACAAUGCUCGUUUAGCCGAUCAUCGCCGCCACGUUUUCCACGAGAAACUUCACUUGAAAACUCUAACACGCUUAGUCUAGAAGUGAUUCCAUUCCAUCAUUCCAUGCUUCUUCUGUGAAAAUGGCACAAAGAUGAUUCAGUAGUGGUUGUUACAAAGGGAAAACGAUUUUUGAGCUUUUUUUUUGCAUUUUUGGUUUUUGUUUUGCCUUCUAAAAUGGCUCCGAUGAAGAUCCAACCCAUCGACAUCGAUGCACAGAGUCUGAAGGAAGCGACGACGGUGGCGGUGGUGGCUCGAAACGACGUCGUUAAGCCGGUGUUGAAGUCACGACUGAAGAGGCUGUUCGUGUUUGACCGGCAGAAACCAGUCGCCGGCGAUGCUCCGCUGUCCAACACCAGAGAUGGAGCCGGCGGAGUUGUACCGGAGUUUGAGCCAAGCUCUGUUGUGUUGGCCAAUAUGGUGCAGAGUUUCAUCGAAGAGAGUUACGAGAAGCAGCAGCAGCCACCGACGGCCGCGAGAAACGCUCGCAACCGCUGCAACUGCUUCAACGGCAACAGCAAUGACAUCUCCGACGAUGAACUCGACAUCUUCGGUGAAUCAAUCGCCUCUGGUUCAUUCGGCGACUCCGGCGACGCGCUCAAGAGCUUGAUUCUUUGUGCGAGUGUUGCAGAGAGAAACCUCUUAGCUGACACAUCGAAGAUCGUUGACCAGAACAGCAAGGUUUACAAGAGAAAAGACGAAUUGAGAAAGAUCGUGGUUGAAAACCUUUCAUCUCUGGGUUACGAUUCCUCCAUCUGCAAAUCGAAAUGGGAGAAAACCCUAUCUUACCCUGCCGGUGAAUAUGAAUACAUCGAUGUGGUUGUGGAAGGUGAGAGGUUGAUAAUCGAUAUAGAUUUCAGAUCGGAGUUCGAGAUUGCUCGAUCGACGGGGACUUACAAGGCGAUUCUUCAGUAUUUGCCGUUCGUUUUCGUCGGGAAAUCGGAUCGUCUCUGUCAGAUCGUCGCCGUCGUGGCGGAGGCGGCGAAGCAGAGCUUGAAGAAGAAAGGGAUGCACGUUCCGCCGUGGAGGAAGGCGGAGUACAUGCUUGCCAAGUGGCUCUCCAGCUCCACCUGCACUAGAGCAAGUCCUCCGCCGCCCUCCGCCGUGUGUGGCUCCAGUGAGAAUCUGAGCGGCGGUGGAAGUGCUGAGGCGGAGAGUGAUUGCUGUGAGUUGGAACUGAUCUUCGGUGAAAAAGCAUUGUCGCCGGAGAUGAAGGUUGUUUCGGGUGGUGAGAAGGGCUUGCUGACGGUUGCGACGCCGGCGUGGCAUCCACCGGCGGUGAGAGUGAAGAGUGUUGAGAGAGGAGCGAGGGUGGUUACUGGAUUAGCUUCUCUUCUCAAAGAUAAACCAUAGAAGAAAAUUUUGCACUUUUUUUGUUUUUUCUUUAAAUCGGUAAUUGAAAAACAUGACCAAAAUAUUUUGGAUAAGAGCAAGGUUCUCUUUUUUUUUUAACCAAUUUUCACUUUUUUGCCUCUUGUUUUUUGGCUUUUCUUUUGCAGAGGGUCUAUGUAAGAAGCAACUUUAUAUGUGACCAAUCAAUGUAAUAAAAUAGCAGAAGAAAAAGAAAAGAGUACAUAUUUUUGCAUAAA
Molecule: messenger RNA, 1770 nt
Organism: Lotus japonicus
Lineage: Eukaryota; Viridiplantae; Streptophyta; Magnoliopsida; Fabales; Fabaceae
Exons: 3
Coding region: 359-1534 (391 amino acids)
Source: RefSeq, a predicted model, not a curated record